Messenger RNA from Lacerta agilis (Sand lizard), 2566 nucleotides. RefSeq names its product zinc finger CCCH-type containing 12D (gene ZC3H12D). The record is from RefSeq and is a predicted model, not a curated record. Gene Ontology annotation, molecular function: RNA endonuclease activity; mRNA binding; metal ion binding. Bases 143 to 1957 code for a protein of 604 amino acids. NCBI's taxonomy places the organism in Eukaryota, Metazoa, Chordata, Lepidosauria, Squamata, Lacertidae. The transcript is spliced from 6 exons. Gene Ontology annotation, biological process: nuclear-transcribed mRNA catabolic process, RNase MRP-dependent; 3'-UTR-mediated mRNA destabilization. Gene Ontology annotation, cellular component: cytoplasmic ribonucleoprotein granule; nucleus.
AGGCAUUGCACUUCAUUCUGAACUGGCUGCGUUGGAUCAAUACCAUUGACUGGAAGUCCGUCAUCAAACAAACACACACGAAACCACAAGAGGGUCUCCAUUUUCAAAGUGCCCCUGUGAGUUUCCUAUCUUUGGAGAAGAAAUGGAAGCGCAACACAGCAAGCUGGAUUUUUUCUACAAGUUGGGCUAUGGAAAGAAGCAAGUCCACCAAGUGCUGGAGAAGCUAGGUCAAGACGCGUCAGAGAACGAUUUGCUACAAGAACUGGUUCAGGCGGGCAGCAGGCCUCAGGAGCCUGAGAACUGGACAUCAUGUUUUUACCCCACCCCUGCUGCCCAUGGAUCAUGCAGGCCUUUGCCAAUUUCCAGACCGUCUACUGAGGAAGGAAGUGAUCCCUCCAGUGUCUUGAGAGCUAUUGUGGUUGAUGGCAGCAAUGUUGCUAUGAGUCAUGGAAACAAGGAAGUGUUUUCAUGCUUGGGAAUUCAGCUGGUGGUGGACUGGUUCAAACACAGAGGUCAUCAAUAUAUCAAAGUCUUUGUCCCAUCAUGGAGAAAGGAACCAAGCCGAUUUGAUAACCCCAUUACAGAUCAGCAUGUUCUUGAAAAACUUGAAAAGCAAACAAUUCUUGUAUACACACCAUCCCGCAGAAUGAAAGGCAAAAGGAUGGUAUGCUAUGAUGAUCGGUACAUAGUUAAACUGGCGUAUGAGCAAGAUGGGAUCAUUGUUUCCAACGAUAACUUUCGGGACCUGCAGAAUGAAAAUCCUGAGUGGAAAUGGUUCAUUGAACAGCGACUACUGAUGUACUCCUUUGUCAAUGACAAAUUUAUGCCUCCUGAUGAUCCCUUAGGGCGGCAUGGACCCUCUCUUGACAGCUUUCUCAGCAAAAUGCCACAGAUUCCCGAGCCAAAAUGGCAGCUCUGUCCUUAUGGCAAAAAAUGCACAUAUGGCAUCAAGUGCAAAUAUUACCACCCAGAAAGACUGACUUGGGACCAUCGCUCUGUAGCUGAUGAACUCCGAGCUAAGACAAAGACCAACUCACUUGCUCAGAGGACGGAGGAAGAGAAGACAAGAGCAAACCCAGUAAAGAACAGAGGUGGGAAUACAUCAUAUUUACCUGGUCCCACUAGUGGUAGUGUUAUUGGCAGGAGCAUCUCAGCACACAGCUUGGCAACAUUUCACAGUAAUCCCCAACAGUGGGAAGGAGAAGACAACAGGGAUGCAGCAAGUGACUGGACAAACAUACACCAAGACAACUGGCAGCCUGAAUCAACCGAAUUACAACAAGAUCAGGCAGGGGCCAUGUCAAAGCAACUGACUGCAUUGUCUCUCAGUGCCAGCAAAUACUCUGGAAAUACUCUUGCUGGACCUGGUAAAUAUGAAGACAUAGUGGGUGACCCACGUAGGGAUCAUUAUCUCAAAUACAACCAGACUUCAUCUCUGUCUCCUCACAGUCUAUGCUGGGAUUGCCCUUGCUUACAAUUAUGUAAUUUUCAAGGAUGUUACAGAAUCCAAACAGCAGCAGUGUCAGUCCCAACCUCACAAACACCUUCUAGUUUGCUAAGGGACGGCUUGAAGGCCCAACAUGAAGGACAACAUGGCUCUAUAGUUUCUUUGGCUGAGUCGUUUACAGGCAGCAAGGAUGGAGAUAUGAAAUAUCCUGGAAAUCUGCAGACCAAAUCUUACAACCCAUUAUUUUUUAUGGAUUCCAGCUCAUUCAAUGCACUAGACCAUUACACACAUCCUUCUGGUACUGAGGCCCAGCAGAAUUUGACUCUGCAGUCACUUCCUAGAGAGCAAGAAAAUGUCCAGCAAGCACAGUACUUUGGCUUCCCAUAUAAUGUGGCAGAGCAAACUGUGUCCUCCUCCUACACCGAUAUUGUAGAUGCGACACACUUAAUGCCAUUCGUUCAAUGGCAUGGGACCCUCCAUAGCAGAUCCCCUAACAGAAAACCAUGGUAAGGAGAAAGAGAGGAGUUGGUAAUGCCCUAUUCAAAGACUCCAGUAUUCACCUUCAUGCUCAACCUGAAAAAGUCUCUCAUUGGAAAGUAGUAUUUAUAUGCUGGCCUUGAAAUGUGUUUGUAUUCUACAUCCCGUACCUUCCUCAUGAUUUCUCUUCUGCCAUCAUUGCAAGCAGCAUCCUGACCUUCACUCCCUCAAGCCAGUUUGUGUUCUCCUUUCCAGAGACUACUCACAUGCCACCCUUCCCAAAAGCUUUCCCUAGAUCAGUGUUCUUCAACCACGAAUCCCUAGACUACAACGCCCAACAUCCUUGACCAUUGGCAAAACUGGCUGGGGAUGUUUUGAGCUGUAAACCAAUAACAUCUAGAGACUUAAGGUUGAAGAACACUGUCCUAGAUCACCACCACAACCUCCUCUGUUACAAUCUGUUUAAUUCCAGUUAGCCCCUUCUCCACAAACAAAUCCAUCUUUAUCAAAUCCAUCUUUCAGCUUUUUCUUAUCUGUGUCCGGGGUCUGUGUAGAGCUUGUCAUUACCAAGGUUAUACUGGUGUAACAUUAGUGUGAUAAAGAUGUGGAUGAAAAAUAUAUACAGUACUGCUAAAUAUUUCA